This is a messenger RNA of Anoplopoma fimbria (sablefish), 1251 nucleotides long. RefSeq names its product mitochondrial transcription termination factor 2 (gene mterf2). Gene Ontology annotation, molecular function: double-stranded DNA binding. The record is from RefSeq and is a predicted model, not a curated record. Gene Ontology annotation, biological process: termination of mitochondrial transcription; regulation of DNA-templated transcription. Lineage: Eukaryota; Metazoa; Chordata; Actinopteri; Perciformes; Anoplopomatidae. The transcript is spliced from 2 exons. Gene Ontology annotation, cellular component: mitochondrial matrix. The coding region runs from base 91 to 1218 and encodes 375 amino acids.
AAUAGUAGAAGAAGAAGAAACCCAUUUCAUAACAAAACGUCACAUCCGCUGACCGCUGCUAAAUGUGAUCUGCCUUUGGACUUUUCAUCAAUGUUGCGUUUGAUUGCAACGUCCCUGUGCCUCCGGUGCCAACGUGCCACAGCUCUACCGUUACACCUCAGACAAUGUGCAACACUGAGCUCAGCAGAGAACCAGCAGACCGUGGAAGCCCUCUACGAUCUCUCUGUGGACAUCCAGAAGGUCCGGCAACUAAAGGGCUGGGUUCUGCAUCAGAGCCCGGCCUAUACUAAGGAGGUAGCUGACCUGCUGAAGGACAUGGGAGCCUCCGGGUCCAUCAUCGCCCGGAUCCUAGCAGCUCACCCUGAGGCGGUCCUCUGUCACCCAGAGCAGAUGCAGGCUCAGAGGGAGCUGUGGAUGUCUGUGUGCCCAAAAGAGAUAGAGCUGGUUGGUAUAAUUGAGAAAUUCCCAGCCUCCUUCUUCACCUCGUCCAGCCACAAUGACAACCAGCGGAACAACAUCGUCUACUUUCAGAGCUUAAACCUCAACAAGCGAAUCAUCACCAAGCUGAUGGCCAGCGCUCCUCAGAGCUUCAGUCGGCCGGUAGAGCAGAACGAGCUGAUGGUGUGCACCCUCCAGCAGUCCUACCAGGACCUUGGGGGUGAGGAGGCCAACAUGAAGAUCUGGCUUCAGAAGCUGCUGAGUCAGAACCCGUUUGUUCUCCUCAAGCCCCCAGAGGUGCUGAGGGAGAACCUGCUGUUUCUGAGAGACAAGGGCUUCAGCACGGCUGAACUCCUCCGCCUCCUGUCCAAACUCAGGGGCUUUGUCACCGAGCUGAACCCGGACAGCAUGCGCCACACUCUGGCGUACUCCCAGAGCACCAUGGGCUGCUCCGAGGAGGAGCUGCGGGACAUCGUCCUCAACUGCCCGGCUGUGCUUUACUACCCUGACAUUGUUCUGGCCGAGCGCUUUAAGGGCCUCCUCAGCGUUGGGAUCAGCAUGUCUCAAAUCAAAGAGACUCCAACGGUUUUGGAGCUGACCACGCAGAUAGUAAAUUAUCGCAUCCAGCGACUGAGGGCGCACGGUUAUGACGUAAGGACAGGUAGUCUGGAGGUCCUAAAUGGGACAAAGAAGGACUUUGAGGUGAGCUAUGGAAAAUUAAAGCUACGUAGAGAGAGGCCAAUUUUUAAUCCCGUAGCCCCUUUAAAAGGAGAUGACUGACAGAGGUUGUAUGGACUUUUGCAAAUUAAUAAA